Molecule: messenger RNA, 4521 nt
Organism: Phycodurus eques (leafy seadragon)
Lineage: Eukaryota; Metazoa; Chordata; Actinopteri; Syngnathiformes; Syngnathidae
Gene: npm1b
Product: nucleophosmin 1b
Exons: 11
Coding region: 37-912 (291 amino acids)
Biological process (GO): regulation of centrosome duplication; ribosomal small subunit export from nucleus; ribosomal large subunit export from nucleus
Cellular component (GO): nucleoplasm; nucleolus; cytoplasm
Molecular function (GO): chromatin binding; RNA binding; histone binding
Source: RefSeq, a predicted model, not a curated record
UCCGUCAGAGCGGCCUACGGAAGUACAGCAAUAAAGAUGGAGGGCGAUAUUUCAGACAUGAACAGACCUCAAAUGUAUUUAUUUGGUUGCACCCUCAAAUCGGACAAACGGGAGUACAAAGUUGACGUCGACGACGAUGAAACGGAACAGCAGCUGUCCCUCAAAGCGGCCUGCCUGGGAGCCGAGGCUGAGGACAAGUUCCACAUGGUGGAGGUGGAGGCCCUCACUUACGAUGGCAAGGCCACCAAAGUACCACUGGUUGUGCUGAAACCGUCCGUUCUGCCCUCUAUGGGUUUAGGUGGGUUCGAGAUCACGCCGCCGGUUACAUUACGUCUCCUGUCAGGUUCCGGACCAGUGCACAUCAGUGGACAGCAUUUUGUCAGUGUAAAGGAUUCAGACAAUGAAGAGGAAGAACACAACACGUCGCCGGUGAAGCGUCCCGCUGGCCUGAUGUUGGAGAAAAAGGCUUCACUGAAAAAGCUAAAGAUGGACUCUGAUGAAGACAGCGACGAGGAUGACGACGACGACGAUGAUGAUGAUGAUGAAGACAGUGAUGAAAAUGAAGCCACACCCCAGAAGACCGUCAAAAAAGGCCCAGAAACAUCGAAGAAGGCCAACAAGAGUCUGAUGAAACAAAACGGCCCUGCAGCGACCCCAUCAGGAUCCGGGGUUAGACAACAGAUUAAGACACUUGUUCCAGGAAAAGACAAAGCGCAGGCCGGCCCGUCUAAAUCUCCAUCUUUGGCUGAGAUAAAGAACAAGUUGUCGACGGCAGCCAAAGAGGGAAAACCGCUGCCCAAGACGGAACAGAAGUUUGAGAACUUUGUCAAGAGUUCCUUUAAAAUUUCAGACAAACAAGUGGUCAAGGACCUGUGGGCUUUUGUGAAGACGCUGAAGAUGGAGAAGAAGUAGACGGCCUCACACUUUGAACUCAUUUCUCUGUUUUUGCAUCUGUCGGGUGAUUUAAAGGCACAGUCAGCGAUAUUUCCUACUUAACCUUGUUUUCCAUAACGACGUCACUAAUACCGUAUGACUGGGACGCGUGGCAACACACUAUUUCACUCGGCACACAUUUAGUGAAAGAGUGGUUUCGCGCUAUGCGGAAUCCGCCCAUCUCGUCAGUCUUCACCACCUGUAGCGAAGUAAAGUGACAGCGCGCCCUGUUCCGACCUGCAGACCUGCCGUUUCCCGCAUUAAAUAAACAGCUACAGUAACACGCGUGACACCUGCUGAUUUUACACUUGGAGCAAGGACAUUUAGUAUGUUAUCAGGACUUUUCAAGUAAUAAAAGCUAAUUCUUCAUUUUAUUUAGGGAAGGCUCUGUUAAUAGUUUUGCCGUCCUUGUUUUUACCAAUGUAAAACCAAAACAGAACCAAGUGUCACAAGAUACUCAUAAUUACCGUACCAUAUAUGCUCAAAAAGUGGCCGAGUGCAGUCUUAGAAUAAUAUUAAACAAGGUUCACUGGUUUAUUUCAUUAAAACGUAUGUCCCGUAAAAGUGCAGUUGAAACCAAAAUAAAUACAGUGUAAUGGCUACAAAUAACUCACGUGGCUCCCCAGAACGCUAAUCGUCGUUCUCCACAUAACGUAAGAUAAGACCGCGUCGGGAACUACUUAUUUACAACAUCCGGUAACACUACACACUUUCUAAGCAACAGUUUACCUGUCUCAGUAGGUGCUGCUGUUUUGGUAAGCAACAUAGUCCAUAUGGGUACCGCAGUUAACUCCUUAAAAUCGGGUAUGACCAUCAGUAUUUGCCUGGCCUUAAAUGAACGAGGAACAUCGUCUAUUAGCGAGACUGCAACUAUGUGAGGAAAUACGGUAGUAAUGACUCCUCUGAAUCUAUUUCUUACAAUGAUUUUAUUUCCAGUAAAUGUUUCUUUUACCACAAACUCGCAUGUGACUCUCUUUUUUGAAGCAUUUUCCAAGGAGGGGAAAAAAAACGCUUCGGAGUUUCAAGUCUACACAAAAGGGUAAAAUCCUACAACAGUAGCUAUAAAAUGCAAAGCACCUGCAGAUGUCACAUUUAUUGCGUUCAGGUGCUUCGAGAUAGUUAAUUGUGUGCAUGCUGAGAUUGGCAUCUCACUUUGCUCGCGCGUUACGCCGAAAAGACUGCCUGCAGAAGCUCCGCAUUUCCACGAUGCCGCACGUCCUCAUCAGACGCAAUAAUGAUAAUGCAAUAGGAAAUAUUGCAGAAUGUGCCUUUAAAAGUCGCCGCUCUAUACUGAGAUACGUCCCAUUUUUCUGUGAAUGACAUUUUGUUUUACUUUACAUUUUUAUCCAUGCUUGUAUUGUUCGUGUGCUUUUAGGUCUUUUUUGCACCAAAGUUAUGGUUCGUUUUCGUGCAUUUAGUGAAUUACUAAACCCCAGAAUUACUUCAUAGAAACAAACACGUUUUGCAGCAACUUUUACAUAUCUUUCCAUCUUUUUCUUGUGUGUGUGAACCCAGUUUUGUUGUGCUUGAAGUUUUUCCAGGAACACACCUGGUGCUCAUGUAUCAGAAUUAUUUCUUCUUUUUCUCUCCUCGACACAUUUGAUGCAAAUGUAGCUUUUAUUUGCAGCCCAUGUAAAGCUUCAUAAAGCAGUGGUGUUCCAGUACUUUGAUUUAAACGGUGUACACAUAUACUGAUUUUUUAAAUCUGAGAGACCCUGCAAUCACGAUAACAAAAUAAAUCGCUGUGUGUCCUUAUUGCUCUUAUUGCGUGUGUCAUACUCGAGGUGAAAAACAGAGCAACACACACAAUAACUGCCGUAGUACCAAAGCUGACCCGGGAGAGCCAGCUUGGUGCCACAGGGCAUCCAGACUGCCGGAAAAAAUACAAAAAAAGAGGAAAGGCUUUGUAGAAGAAAUCGAAGAGCCUAAGCUAACUGCUAGCUUGCCUUGCAACAACAUUGUACAUAAUAUAAACACACGACAAUGGCUGAAACGCAAACCCUAUCUGAAAAGUUAACUUUUUGAGAAAACAAGAAAAAAUAUUUGUUGUUUCCUUGCAGAAUGCUAUUCGUCAAGAUGAAACCCACCAGUCAGAAAAUCCUGCAUAUAAAACCCUUUGCGUGUCAGCCAUCGAUAAGGAUUUGCGAUUGUAAUUAUUGAACAGAUUUAAUAUUUAUGAUUGUCAGCCCCUGAUGUCUUUCUGAGCAAAUCGGGGAGGACAAAUCACCAUUUAACACAGGAUAAUUGGCUAAAAUAAUCUUCCAGAGACAUUGUCAUCUGAUAGUCAGGCCUUUGCAAAGUUUAAUUGGAUGCGGAAAAUCGCGCUCAAAAUUGACCCGAUUAUCUUUGCGUGGUGAAUGACUUGUGAGACGCAAUAUACAAACAGUCAAUACAACCAGUUCCUCUAUUGUGUCUGGCAAGUCGCUUCCUAAUUGGCUGGUUUCCCGGUUUAACAUUUACGAUUGUUGGCCCUGACUGUUUUACGAACUCUUAACACACCCCAUGCCACAGGAUAAUCGCUUAGGAUAAUCUUUCAAAGACAACCAAAAAUCUGAUUUUUGCUUACAUUUGUCGAUCUAUUAAUGAAGUGAGAGAAAAUGCUCAAACUGGUCCAGAUUGUCGGUAUGCGUGUAACCCGCUUAAGAAGCAAAAUCAAUGAGCUCUAUAAAACCAACACAGAUGUUUAAAGAUCAGUCGCAGCAGUGUAUUUACAAGUUGUCCGCCGUAUAUUUUAACUUACCUGCUAAUGGGAGAAUCCUAUGAUUAAGCGAGAUGUUUCUGUUUACUACCGCGCGAUCAUGAUGUAUUCAUCAGAGAAUGACACGAGAGCAAAAAAAAAAAAAAAAAAAUGAUGUCACCUCGACAGAAAGCGCAUGAAUUGUUUGCACUCUUGAAUAGCUCAAUGGCUACAAGCGUGUACUCAGUCUGCCCUGAUGAUGUGUUUAUGGCGCCGUAUAAUGCCUUUUUACGAGAUACUCUGAUGCCAUCUUUUAUUAUUCAUGUCAAUCCCUCCAUCAUUACGUUCUUCAUCUGAUCAAAUAGGAAUUGCUGACCUCUUAAUUAACCUAAUUCUUUAUAGAUUUAGUAGCAAAGUUUGACUUUAGGCUAUUUUGCUAUCGUGAAUGAAUGGGUAACGUAGUUGUUUUUAUCAGUUUAAUUAACUAUUUUUCUUGAAUGAUUGUGUUUGUAUGGCACCUGAACAAGUUUUCUUGUGUUUGAUGAUAUAAUGCUCAAUCCGACCUUCUGUUGCAGCCUCAGAUUUUUACUGUAUGCUUUGGAGCCUGUACGCGAUCAAAUGAAAUUGACAUUUUACUGCAAAACACACUACUGUACCGUUAUAAAGCUGACUUUGUUCGAUAUCAUCAUUUUAGUACCAUAGAACUUUAGCAUAUAGUGUGAUUUUUUUUAAAUUCCAUCAUCAAUGCAUAUGAAAUUCAUAAUAGUUCAGUGGAAGCGCCAAAGUUGGAACACCCAAAAAUGUCUUGUGCCGAAGAUUUUUGGGAGAAAGUCCAUCAAAAUAUCAACAUGGUGCUGUGUUGUAUUAUCUCUUGCGAUGCUUUGAUUAUUGAUAAAACUGAAUCAAAUCAA